Pomacea canaliculata is the source of this 819-nucleotide messenger RNA. RefSeq names its product U6 snRNA-associated Sm-like protein LSm5. Gene Ontology annotation, biological process: mRNA splicing, via spliceosome. NCBI's taxonomy places the organism in Eukaryota, Metazoa, Mollusca, Gastropoda, Architaenioglossa, Ampullariidae. The transcript is spliced from 5 exons. The record is from RefSeq and is a predicted model, not a curated record. Bases 145 to 423 code for a protein of 92 amino acids. Gene Ontology annotation, cellular component: U4/U6 x U5 tri-snRNP complex; U6 snRNP; Lsm1-7-Pat1 complex. Gene Ontology annotation, molecular function: RNA binding.
UCAUGUGUUAGAUUUACAAGCAAGACUCGCUGCACUGACUCUACAUGUAACAUUAGAAGACGAAGUGGGCAUCGUGCAGAUGGCGGCGGCCGCUCGCUACAUGGCGGAGAGCGGGAAAGGGGAAGUCACUCUUUUAAAUUUAACAUGGCGGGCACGACGUUCACAAAUCCUUCACAGCUACUUCCACUCGAGUUGGUUGACAAGUGCAUUGGAUCAAAACUCCACAUUAUUAUGAAAAAUGACAAAGAGAUUGUUGGCACACUGCUUGGUUUUGAUGACUAUGUCAACAUGGUGUUGGAAGAUGUAACAGAAUAUGAGAGUACACCAGAAGGAAGGCGAGUUACAAAGCUGGACAAGCUUUUGUUAAAUGGAAACAACAUUACGAUGCUUGUGCCUGGAGGUGAGGGCCCAGAGAUGCCUUGAGGAGCAUAUUUUUUCACUUCAUUACAGUCAUCCAGUAUUCAUCUUCCUCAUCGUUCUGAACAUGAUAUUGUGGAAGUAAAUAAAUUGUAUUAUUUUGCACGAUGAAAAACAAAGACAUCAAUUUUUUAAGAACUUUAUUGUUUGGAAUAUCAAGAGAAAGUGUCCCAAUAACAAGUUGGCUUGAUAAUGUGAGUAAAUUCUUAAGCACAGUACUUCAUUCAUCUGGUGUUAACCUUAAUAUUGCAUUUUGAAAAUGAAGUUUUGUUUGACUGUCGUGCUUAGCUUGGUUUACUUGAGAGGCUGCUCCUUAUGAAAGUGAAGCACGGGAAAUGAAGUUUAUUAUGCAAGAAUACUGUCCAGAGCAUUUCAGUUUAUUAAUGUAAUAAACUUGUUUAU